CUGGCCAAUUUACGGGCUUAAAGCAGCAGCUGCACAACUGCAUUUCCCUGAGGUACCCAAAGAUCCCGACUCCUAAAAACUUUUGUAGCUCUUGUAAUAGAAGUGGGGCAUCAUGAUUUGGGCAAAUGGUCCAAGUCUCUCUACCAGGUUUCUGAUGUGGUUUCUUCUCCUGUACAUGUUCAUCAGGAAGGUGGUGCCUGAAGACAACAUCGUUACAACCAAGAAAGGCAGAGUCAGAGGGACAAACCUGCAGGUCCUGGGGGGAACUGUGACAGCCUUCCUUGGAAUACCUUAUGGACAGCCACCCAUGGGCAGACUGAGGUUUCAAAAACCAGAACCUCGGGAGAAGUGGUCGGAUGUUUGGGACGCCACAAAACACGCCAACUCCUGUUACCAGCAUAUAGAUACAACUUACCCGGGGUUUGCUGGAUCAGAGAUGUGGAACCCAAAAACUAACCUGAGUGAAGACUGCUUGUACCUUAACGUGUGGGUUCCUUCUCCCAAGCCCAAGAAUGCAAGUGUCAUGGUGUGGAUUUACGGAGGUGGCUUCGAGUCUGGGUCCACUGCCCUGCCUGUCUACGAUGGAAAGUUUCUGGCCAGGGUAGAAAGAGUUGUUGUGGUUUCCAUGAACUACAGGGUCGCUGCAUUAGGAUUUUUGGCUUUGCCAGGAAACCAGGAAGCUCCUGGAAAUGCAGGUUUGUUUGAUCAAAGGUUGGCCCUUCAGUGGGUGCAGGAGAACAUAGCAGCCUUUGGAGGCAACCCAAAAAGCGUGACGAUAUUUGGGGAGAGCGCUGGCUCGGCUUCUGUCAACUACCACCUCCUUUCCCCCAAAAGCCAUCCUUUAUUCACCAGAGCCAUCAUGCAGAGUGGAUCUGCCAAUGCCCCUUGGGCUACAAUCACAGCAUCUGAAGCCAGAAACAGAACAGUGGCUUUAGCUAAACAGCUCCAGUGUCCCACCAGCAACGAGACAGAGCUAAUUCUCUGCCUCCAAGACAAGGACCCGAAGGAAAUACUGGAGAACGAAAUUUUUGCUGUUCCAGGUGGCUCUUUUCUGCAGGUAUAUUUUUGUCCAACGGUGGAUGGCAAUUUUCUCUUAGACAUGCCAGAAAAAUUGAUUGAGAAAGGCCUUUUCAAACAAACACAGAUCUUAGUGGGUGUUAACAAAGAUGAAGGGUCAGGAUUUCUAGCAUAUGGAGUCCCUGGCUUCAGCAAGGAUAGCGAUGGCCUGGUCAAUAAAACCCAGUUUGAGACAGCCUUAACUCUGGCCUUCCCAGGAGUGAGCAAACUUGCAAUAGAAUCCAUAAUCUUUCAGUACACGGAUUGGGAAAACGAGCACAAGCCAGAGCACUACUGUGAUGCUGCGGACGACGCCGUCGGGGACUACAACAUAAUCUGUCCUGUCAUGGAAUUCUGCACAAAAUUCGCCCAGCUGGGAAACAACGUGUUCUUUUACUUCUUUGAACAUCGAUCCUCCAAGCUCCCCUGGCCUGAGUGGAUGGGAGUGAUGCAUGGCUACGAGAUUGAGUUUGUGUUUGGGUUGCCCCUGGAGAGAAAGGUGAAUUACACCAAAGCUGAGGAAAUCUUGAGCCGCUCCAUGAUGAGAGACUGGGCAACUUUUGCCAAAACUGGGGCUCCUAAUGGGACCCUGAUUAAUGGAAUAAGAUGGCCAGCCUUCACCAGCAAUGAACAGAAAUAUUUGACACUAAACACCAGCACUCCAGAGAUCCUGACAAAACUCCGUGCUCAGCAGUGUCGAUUCUGGAAAUAUUUUUUCCCCAAAGUCCUGGAAAUGACAGGAAAUAUUGAUGAAGCAGAACAAGAGUGGAAAGCAGGAUUCCAUCUCUGGAACAAUUACAUGUCAGACUGGAAAAAUCAAUUUAAUGAUUACACCAGCAAGAAGGAGCUGUGCAAGCUCUAAUUAAUAUGUUUACCCUUUCCAGUGUGUCCAUAGAACUGUUCAUCAGGCAAAUAUCCAGGUAGCUUUGUACCACGUCUGGAAUUAAAUGUGUUCUGCAGAUUAAAAACCAAUGUUACAGAUAUAAUUUUGAUUCCUCAGAUCUUUCAUUUAGAUUUUACCUCCUAUCUCAAUAAACAGUGUAUGGCAUCUGUACCCUUUGAAGCUUCACUGGGUUAAAUAGGACUAUAAAGUCUGAAGAUUAAUGAUGUACAUGUUAUUAUAAAUAUUAGCUACUUAGAUUCACACUUCAAAGAAACAAUGUAAUCUGUUAGAGGAAAAUGGAUUUUUUUUUUAAUAGAAAUAGCAGUGGUUUAGAGUGUUACCAUGCAAAACACAGCUGAGUUUGAUCUUUAACUGAAACACCACCACACUUAAAUCUUCUUUCAGACAUAACUGAAUUGCCAUAAACAUAAAGGUACAAUAACUUUGCUGGACACACAAAAUGAUAUUUGUUUGUUGGACAAAAAAGUUUUAGGGCUGCCAUUAGAGCGUGAAUCACUUCCUUCACAGCCAAAUUUGUAGGAGAAAGCCACGGUGGGAGAGGAUUCAAACUAUGUAUUGAAAGCCUAAAUCAUCAGCGAGUGCUGGAGUGAAACAAGGCAGAAAACCAAACACCUCUGCUUCCCCCAUCCUCGCUUUUCAAGGAGUGAGGAACUACAGACUCACAAGUGAUGAACUCACAGCUUUUCCUUGCUCAGGCACCCGCUGACUUCACCUGGUCAAAGUCUCUCCUGUGGAGAUAAGCUCCAAUCAUGACAUUUUUGGUCCACUGAGUUGCCUCCUCGUGGAGGGACAGCCCCGUGGAACACGACAGACAAGUCUCUGCACUUGCAGAACAGGUGGUGGCAGGUUCAGAGAAUCACAGAACGUGCUGAGCUCAAAGGGACCCACAAGAACCCACAAGGAUCAAGUCCAACCCCUGGCCCUACACAGGAACAUCCCCACGGAUCACAGGAAGAAAAUUGUCCAAAUACUUCACCCAAAUGGUUCAUCAAGAACCAGACAUGACAGCCGUGCUCAGCCAGGAGUGGAACCUUGCCAAAAACUGCUCUUGGAGAGGGUUGGGAAGGGCAUCACUGCAGAGGAACGUUGUGCCCUUGGUGGGAAGGACCCAGCUCUGAGCUCUACCUGCCACCUCCCAGACCCCUUUCUGCCUACCUGAGCUGAACCUAUUAGAAGCUUCUAAAAAAAAAAACAAACCCUUGGAUAAUUCGCUUUCCUACUUCUCUGCUUCUGUGAUGAUGGGGCUGGAAUUUUUAUGCCUGAAUAACACCUUAAUUGGCUGCUUUUCACUGGCCCAACUGGGAAGAAUAAAUGCCAAAAAUUUGAUGAACGUAAGUAGUAUGUAAAAGCAACAAGGCAUCUCAUAAAUAAAUUAUCCUGGAGCUCUCUGUAAAUGCAAUAACAUCUCAGUGCAUCUAUUUUCUGUUCUGGUGAUUGCAAGCUUUUGCAAAAUGCCUCUUUGGAUUGAGUAGAGUGAAGAGAUCCAGAUAAUGAACAGAGAGUGUUCUCUUUCUGGCAAUCAGUUUGACCACACAGGAUCCUUGCACUGAGAGGAUUUAUUUAUACAGAAAGGCCAAGUUCUGCAAGAGAUGAUGGCUUAUCAUCUGUUCAAUUAUUUCCAAGAGAACACAAUUAUUUCCUGACUACAUUAUGGGAAACUACCUUUUAGCACAGGAUUUCAAAGGCUGCAGUCAGAGCUCCACAACGAAAAAAAAAUCUGAUUUUUGAACAAGCUGAUCAAACCUUAAAAUUACCUGGGAUUAAAAAGUGCUUUUAAUGCAGCCCUACAUGUUUAUAGCACAGAUAAGUAGCUCAUUACAUAUAUUAGCAUAGUUACUGCUAUUAAUAAUGGCAUGGAGAGCUGUGUCAGUCUAUAGUGCAUUGGGUAUUUAUUGAAUAUUCUUGGUGCUGGUGAUGAGCUGCUGAAAAUAAACACAGGAGGAUGAACUUUCUGUCCAUCACUGAGCAGUUCUGGCACUGCCCAUUUUAUUUCUGGACUUCAUAGAUUUGUUGGGUGCUGAUCUGUCACAAUGAGCACUGACAGCACCAGCAGCACAUUUAAAAGCAUCAUUUGUUUCUUUUGAUAUCCUUUUCUUAGAUAUAUUUCCCCAUCCAUCUGUCUGAUCAGCCUAAUCAAUGAGGAGAAAAAUAUCUGAGCCAAUUAAGAUGUAAAACAACCUUUGGAAAGGACAGGUGGAGAAGCAGUUCAUAAAAUAUUUUGCUGGGAAGGUAUCCUUUUUUUUGAAUAAAACAAAGGUUAAACCACU
Messenger RNA from Pipra filicauda (Wire-tailed manakin), 4227 nucleotides. RefSeq names its product butyrylcholinesterase (gene BCHE). Gene Ontology annotation, biological process: choline metabolic process; acetylcholine catabolic process. The coding region runs from base 113 to 1918 and encodes 601 amino acids. Gene Ontology annotation, cellular component: plasma membrane. The transcript is spliced from 4 exons. Lineage: Eukaryota; Metazoa; Chordata; Aves; Passeriformes; Pipridae. Gene Ontology annotation, molecular function: acetylcholinesterase activity. The record is from RefSeq and is a predicted model, not a curated record.